Molecule: messenger RNA, 468 nt
Organism: Lactuca saligna
Lineage: Eukaryota; Viridiplantae; Streptophyta; Magnoliopsida; Asterales; Asteraceae
Source: the annotation of a GenBank genome assembly
CGCCAACAACAAGAAGAGAUGGCACUACUUUAUGCAGACCCUUUUGAUGUGGAAGCACAAAAGAAAAUUGAAGCUGCAAUCUGGCAGAACCCUGAAGCUUUUGCAAGAGUGGUCAUGCUUUAUGUGGACAUUCAGUUUCUUAUUAAACUGAACAUGCAUUUGUAUUCACUCUCAAGCGGCUUGAUUCAGGCCUUUGUGGAUGGAUGGGCAUUGCUCAUGGAGUUGGAUUCUCCAAAUAUGGAAUUCCUUUUUGAAUUAGAUAUGCUUUGUAAGCACCAGUGCAUCACUGAUUUGAAAGAUAAUGUGUUGAGAGUUGGGGGAGGAGUGGUUGCUGUGAAUCUUAAUCAUAUUUACAUGUAUGGUUCAGUAGAGAGGAGUAACAAUCACCCCAACACCAUCUGCAUCGGGGGUUGGUCAAUCUUCAGGGAGGUGACUUUGAAGCCAAAAUUGAGAAGCUGGUUGAGCUAG